UAAGAAAUGGAAUCAAGCCUCUGAAUGAGUAGCGAUCAUUUCGAAAAACGGCGAAGUCAUUUCGUGAGCAAAAGUGAGAUAUACGCUUAGCAAAUUCGAAAAAGAUGACAGCAAGGUACGAUAGAGCUAUUACGGUGUUUUCACCAGAUGGGCAUUUACUACAAGUGGAAUAUGCACAAGAAGCUGUGAGGAAAGGUUCUUCUGCGGUUGGAGUUCGUGGUAACGAUGUAGUCGUUUUAGGCGUUGAGAAAAAAUCCAUUGCAAAGCUUCAAGAAGAACGAACAGUUCGUAAAAUAUGUCUCUUAGAUGAACAUGUUGUAAUGGCAUUUGCAGGUUUGACAGCAGAUGCAAGGGUAUUAAUUAAUCGAGCACAAGUUGAAUGUCAAAGUCACAGAUUAACUGUGGAAGAUCCAGUUACAUUAGAAUACAUAACUAGGUACAUUGCGGGUUUGAAACAGAAAUAUACGCAGAGUAAUGGUAGAAGACCCUUUGGAAUAUCAUGCCUUUUAGCUGGAUUCGAUUAUGAUGGCAUUCCCCAUUUAUAUCAAACAGAACCUUCAGGCAUUUAUUAUGAAUGGAAGGCAAACGCAACAGGUCGAAAUGCUAAAACAGUUCAUGAAUUUUUACAAAAAUACUACACACCGGAAGAAGUAGCAACUGAGAAAGGAACAAUAAAAUUGGCUAUUAGAGCUUUGUUAGAAGUUGUACAGUCAGGGAGAAAAAAUUUAGAAAUCGCAGUAAUGCGACGCGGUCAACCUCUACAGAUGCUAGAUUUAGAUACCAUUGGGGAAUACGUUACUGAGAUUGAGAAAGAAAAAGAAGCUGAAGCUGAAAAGAAAAAGCAGAAAAAGUGAUAUCUUUAUAUGAAGUCACAUUUAUUAUUCAUUUAUUGGUAUUUUGCAUAAAAUAAAUAUAUAAAUAAAAAAAACAAAAUUUUAACAUUCA
Molecule: messenger RNA, 945 nt
Organism: Frieseomelitta varia
Lineage: Eukaryota; Metazoa; Arthropoda; Insecta; Hymenoptera; Apidae
Gene: Prosalpha4
Product: proteasome subunit alpha type-7-1
Exons: 6
Coding region: 105-854 (249 amino acids)
Biological process (GO): ubiquitin-dependent protein catabolic process
Cellular component (GO): proteasome core complex, alpha-subunit complex; nucleus; proteasome core complex
Source: RefSeq, a predicted model, not a curated record